This is a messenger RNA of Gambusia affinis (western mosquitofish), 2553 nucleotides long. RefSeq lists its product as uncharacterized. The transcript has 9 exons. The record is from RefSeq and is a predicted model, not a curated record. NCBI's taxonomy places the organism in Eukaryota, Metazoa, Chordata, Actinopteri, Cyprinodontiformes, Poeciliidae. Gene Ontology annotation, molecular function: transmembrane signaling receptor activity. Gene Ontology annotation, biological process: cell surface receptor signaling pathway. The coding region runs from base 689 to 1873 and encodes 394 amino acids.
CCCACUCCCAGACCAAAAAAAACCCACAUCUAUAUUUUCAAUGCUAUGCUUUUCAAACAAAAAUUUUUUUUAGUUGUUUUUCUUCCCGUUUUUAAAUUUAGAGCUACUUCGCAUGAUACAACUGUGAAUUUUCUGAUCCGUUAUCUGCAUCCUCCCACCUAAGGCCUUAUUUUAAAGUGACAGGUGAGAUCAUUCUGUCACUUGUUUUGAGACUCAAAGAGAAACGGUUAAAAACAGCCGACCAGCUGGUUGUCAUGCACUCGAAACCAAAUGCUGUUUUCACACAAAAAGGCUCCCAACCUAUCUCGAUGCUACUUUUGAAUCCGUUAUUGUUGCAUUUCCUCUUUUUCAUAAUUUUCACUUGAAUAACUACAAAAACACCUAGCAUGCGAAAGCAGGAAUUUCCUUCCAAAUGCUGUUUCGUUAGUUCGUGCACAACUUCACGCUGAGCUUCUUGUGGACUCGACUUUUUUUAGCCCGACUUCUCGUCAGUGGACAGGAAAAGUCCCAGCGGUUUGUAGCAGAAACAAACGUCACAGUGAUGUCAGUGUUAGUAAAGUAAGAUAUUAUUAUAUCGGUCUGAGGUGAAACAUAGACUCUGCUUCUUGCUCUUCUCUUUAUCUACAGAUGCUGCAUUUGCAUCUUGUCAUUUCGCUGAAGAAAAGUUUGACUUAAGCAGAACAGCUGCAUGGAAGCCAAGAUGGAGAAAACCUGGAAGCCUAUACUGGGCUUAUUGUUGCUGAAGUCACUCUUCUGCUGUGGACAAGCUCACGCACCCAAACCUCAGCCUGUCCUCUCUGUGUCUCCAUCAUGGCCGAAUCCUGGAGCCUCAGUGACUCUGAGCUGUGAGGGUUUGGAGCUUCAAUCAGCAGGAUGGAGGUUCUUCUGGUAUAAAACUGUUCCUGAUACAACCAAGCGCAACUAUCGACCAUCCUACACCUAUGAGCUGCUUCCUGGCAGCACCAAUGGUACUGAGCAGAACUCCAUCAUUAAUGGACCGACUCUCACAGCAGGAUUUGUGUGCAGAGCAAAAAGAGGAGAACAAAAGUUUUACUCUCAUUACAGUAAAGUAAAGUUUGUCUGGUCUGCAGAUCCUCGUCCAGCAGCUUCUCUCUCAGUGAAUCCUGACAGAGUUCAACACUUCAGAUCUGAAUCUGUGUCUCUGAGCUGUGAGGGAAACUCUACUGAGUGGAGAGUGAUGAGGUUUAGAAAAGGAAAAGGACUGUCAUCCUGCUCCAGCUGGGGGACAAUGAAUGGAUCUACAUGCAUCAUUAAACCAAACUCGUUGAAUAGUGGAGUGUACUGGUGUGAGUCAAAAUCUGGAGAGUUUAGCAACGCUGUCAACAUCACUAAACAGACUGAUUAUCAUUAUGGUAUUAUCCUGGUGAGCCCUGUUCAUCCUGUGACUGAAGGAGAUCCUGUUACUCUGAGCUGCAGAGAUAAAAAUCAAAAUCUUCUCUCCAAUGUGUUUUUCUAUCACAAUGAUAAACUCAUCAAUAAUGACAGCAGAGAGGAGCUGAAGAUCUCUGCAGUGUCAAAGUCAGAUGAAGGUUUCUACAAAUGUAAACAUUCAGGAAGAGAAUCACCAAGGAGCUGGAUUAGAGUAACUGGGUGCAGUCCUGCCAGCUCUUUAUUUCUUGUGCUGAUGGUCAUCGGACCCAUUGUCAAAAUCGUUCUGGUUCUCCUCCUGCUCUUGUUCUUGUGCUGCAGACGGAACAACGUGGCAGAUGAACCCAGAGCUCCUACAUACUCCCAGAUUGAACUGAGAAACUUCAGGGAAAACUACUCAACUCCAACUUAUGCUAACAUCAACUAUCUGAGAAAUUAUAAAGGAAAGAGAAAUCCUGCAGCAACAGAUGCAGUUUAUUCUUAAAUCAGAACAGGAGCAACUGUGGGUAACGAUAUCAUGUAGCUUCACAUUUUACUGGUUUAUUACCGGAUUUAUCACACAAGGUAAUCUCACACAUUUCAUGUGCUUUUAAAAGUCUGUACAGAACUGUGUUAGACUCCCUCAUUUUCUGAAAAUCACUUUCAGUUAUGCUGAAAAAAAAAAAACUCCAGAAAUUAUUAGUCAUGUGCACAGAGGCUAUGGUGAAGUUUGAAUACAUUAAAUAUUUUUGUAUAUUUUUUUAUGGCUUAUUUUACAAAUGCAUAAUAUGUUUUACAAUAUCUCCCACUCCCAGUAUUUUUUUAACCUUAUAAUUCUAAUUCAUAUAUUUUUGUUUUAGUUAUUUGAUUUGUUUUUAUGUUGCAAUUUUAAAAUAUUCUGUUACUGAUUGAUGAGUCACCGUGCGUUUAUUCAAAACAAAUCCACAGUUUUUAAUCUAAUAUCAAGCUAAUGCUAAAUAUCUAAUAACAAAAAUCACUAUAUAUCGUUUUCCAAUGAUAAAUAUCAUUAGAUAAUGAUUUUUAUCUAAUCAUUUGUAUCUAAUGUUAAAAAGCUGCCAGAAAUGCUGAACUUUAACCACAAUGUACAGAUUUCUGAUUGCUGAAUGUGUUCAUUUAUGACUGGUCUACAUUAUUUUAUGCCUCUUUUUAAAUCAAUUUCUUACA